GCGCAGUUGUCAGAGAUAUCACAAAACGUGUUCAAUGUUGUCAGCUGAGUGCUCGAGGAGAUCCACGCGAGGAAAAUGACAGCAGAAGCUUCAGAUCCCAACAAAGAGGAUAUUUUAAUGAAUUUUCAGAGCUGCUUCUUCUCCAUGGGUCGUUUGGCGUCUUACCCUUGGGCUUUUGUAGAAAAAGAACUCGUUGGCAGUAACUCCACAGAAGUGAUUUCGCAAAUAUUGAAUCAGACUUGUUGCCAUCCUCUGUGCACAGCCUUCCCUCCCUCCGUCCGAUACAGACGUCUCUUCCUCUCUGAGCUCAUCAAACGGCAGGAGACCUCAGGCUGUGACCCCUCAGACCAGCUGUACGACGCUCUAGCUCAGGUCAUCGGAGCCGAGGAGACCACGCAGUGCUACAAGUCCUACUUCCUGCCAGGUGGAGGCGCUGUGACACUGCAGGAGAACGUGGCUUUGAUUUCAGACGGCACCACGGGGCUGGUUACGUGGGAGGCGGCGCUGAACCUCGCAGAAUGGGCUCUGGAAAACCAACAGUAUUUCAACAACAGGUCGGUUCUGGAGCUGGGCAGUGGAGCAGGCCUCACCGGGAUCACCGUCUGUUCCUCUUUGACUCCCUCCAGGUUCAUGUUCAGUGACUGUCACCCAAAGGUGCUCCAUAAACUCAGGCAGAACGUCGCUCUAAACAGACUUGACCAGCAGGCGGUGCAGGUGGAGGAGCUGGACUGGGCGUUUGUGACAGAGGAGGAGCUCAGAGCCAUUGGAGCAGAGACCGUCAUCGCUGCAGAUGUGGUGUAUGACCCAGUCGUCGUGGAAACGCUGGUGCGACUUCUCUCUCGGAUCGUCGCGAGUUCGAGUCCUGACAUUUUCAUCUGCUCCACCGUCAGAAACCCCGACACGUACAGAGACUUCACGCAGAGGCUGGAAAAUGCAGGAAUCCUUCACGAGGUUUUGUCUGGACCAGUCAGAAGAAUAUUUCCCUACAACAGAGUCUCUCAAAUAGAAAUUAUCAAAUUGUACAAAAAAACAUAACAUUAAAGAUUUUAUUUUACA
Molecule: messenger RNA, 1056 nt
Organism: Boleophthalmus pectinirostris (great blue-spotted mudskipper)
Lineage: Eukaryota; Metazoa; Chordata; Actinopteri; Gobiiformes; Gobiidae
Gene: eef2kmt
Product: eukaryotic elongation factor 2 lysine methyltransferase
Exons: 9
Coding region: 76-1035 (319 amino acids)
Source: RefSeq, a predicted model, not a curated record